Messenger RNA from Thunnus maccoyii (southern bluefin tuna), 1563 nucleotides. Its product is annotated as E3 ubiquitin/ISG15 ligase TRIM25-like. The annotation marks the transcript as partial. The transcript has a single exon. The record is from RefSeq and is a predicted model, not a curated record. NCBI's taxonomy places the organism in Eukaryota, Metazoa, Chordata, Actinopteri, Scombriformes, Scombridae. Gene Ontology annotation, molecular function: zinc ion binding.
GCAAGAGAGAGAAGCCAUCACUAACUGCGUAGCUAAGUUAGCUGCUAAGCUAACUGCUGAGCUAAAAUAGCUAAGAGUGCUUGAGCAGAACUAGAGUGAGUUUAAAUGUGCAGCGGGAUAUUAUCCACAGUGAUAAAGAAAAUAGCAAAAUUAACUUAAGCUAAGAGCAACAAGAUCACUGUCAGUAAGCACAGUCAGCAACCAGAAGUGACACAAUUUGUUUACCCUAACCCUGAAUAAAUAGAAAUUGAUCUGAUUUUAAGGAAGAGUUAGAAAAAUAUGGAGGCAUCACCAAACCCUGACAUGCCAACAAUUGUUUUACAGCUAAUGUAAAAAUGUUUUCAUAUGGUGAGCAGGUUUUAAAUGAGACUUCACUGUAACUGAGGAAACAGUUUUAAUUCACAGUGCUGCUCCUCGUCCUGAUAACCAUCCCUGCCCCUUUAAACACAAGCUCCACUUCCUGGUUCCCUCCCCUUCAGAUCUACAGUUUGCAGAUGGGUGUAACCAAAAUGUGAUGCAGUAUAAGAGCUGCAGGCUGCAUUCACUGCAGAAACACAUGUUGUUCAGAUCAGAGCCCAAACCUAUUUCACUUCUCAGGAAGUGAAACUCAGACAGUUGUUGCUACUGAGAGCAGACAUGGCGCAGAAAGGAGUCCAGCUGGACCAAGAAACUUUCUCUUGUUCGAUCUGUCUGGAUCUACUGAAGGAUCCGGUGGCUAUUCCCUGUGGACACAGCUACUGCAUGGGCUGUAUUAAAAGCUUCUGGGAUGGAGAGGAUCAGAAGAAGAUCUACAGCUGCCCUCAGUGCAGACAGACCUGCACACCGAGGCCUGUCCUGGUGAAAAACACCAUGUUAGCAGCUUUAGUGGAGCAGCUGAAGAAGACUGGACUCCAAGCUGCUCCUGCUGAUCACUGCUAUGCUGGACCUGAAGAUGUGGCCUGUGAUGUCUGCACUGGGAGGAAGCUGAAAGCCCUCAAGUCCUGUCUGCAGUGUCUGAUCUCUUACUGUGAGAAACACCUCCAGCCUCAUUAUGAUGUAGGUCCAUUAAAGAAACACAAGCUGGUCGACCCCUCGGAGAAGCUCCAGGAGAACAUCUGCUCUCGUCAUGAUGAGGUGAUGAAGAUGUUCUGCCGUACUGAUCAGCAGAGUAUCUGUUAUCUCUGCUCUGUGGAUGAACAUAAAGGCCACGACACAGUCUCAGCUGCAGCAGAAAGGACUGAGAGGCAGACAGAGCUCGAGGUGAGUCGACAAAACAUCCAGCAGAGAAUCCAGGACAGAGAGAAAGAUGUGAGGAUGCUUCAGCAGGAGGUGGAGGCCGUCAGUCGCUCUGCUGAUAAAGCAGUGGAGGACAGUGAGAAGAUCUUCACUGAGCUGAUCCAUCUCAUCCAGAAAAGAAGCUCUGAUGUGAAGCAGCGGAUCAGAUCCCAGCAGGAAACUGAAGUGAGUCCAGUCAAAGAGCUUCAGGAGAAGCUGGAGCAGGAGAUCACUGAGCUGAAGAGGAAAGACGCUGAACUGAAGCAGCUUUCAUACACAGAGGAUCACAACCAGUUUCUACACAACUAC